This is a messenger RNA of Xyrauchen texanus (razorback sucker), 1802 nucleotides long. It is a transcript of the gene rtf2, whose product is annotated as replication termination factor 2. Bases 82 to 1014 code for a protein of 310 amino acids. The transcript is spliced from 9 exons. The record is from RefSeq and is a predicted model, not a curated record. Gene Ontology annotation, biological process: mitotic DNA replication termination; site-specific DNA replication termination at RTS1 barrier. NCBI's taxonomy places the organism in Eukaryota, Metazoa, Chordata, Actinopteri, Cypriniformes, Catostomidae. Gene Ontology annotation, cellular component: nucleus.
CAUCUGGAACAGGCUUUCACUGUUAGCGUCAGUCAUAUUUGUUUUUCUCAGCAAUACAAGCGUUUAAAUCUGAUUUUCAAUAUGGGAUGUGAUGGCGGAACAAUUCCUAAAAGACACGAAUUAGUGAAAGGACCGAAAAAGGUGGAAAAGGUUGAUAAAAAUGCAGAACUCGCUGCUAAAUGGAAAUAUUGCGCUUUGAGUCAAGAGAAGUUAAAGCGUCCUGUUGUGGCCUGUGAGCUGGGCAGGCUGUAUAAUAAAGAUGCGAUCAUUGAGUACCUGUUGGAUAAAUCAGCAGAGAGGCCAAACACUGAGGUUGUGGCUCACAUCCGUGGAAUCAAGGAUUUGAAGGAGCUGAUCCUCACUGAUAACCCAUCAUGGCAGGGUGAGAGCAGAAACAUUAAAGGAGACUGUUAUGAAGACAUGAACUGUGCCAUGUUCAUCUGUCCUGUCGUCGGUCUGGAGAUGAAUGGCAAACACAAGUUUUGUUACCUGCAGACGUGUGGAUGUGUUUUCUCAGAGCGAGCGCUCAAAGAGGUCAAGACUGAGAUCUGCCACAAGUGUGGUGAUCCUUUCCAAGAAGAUGACAUUGUGGUGCUAAAUGGAUCUAAAGAUGAUGUGGAGAAGCUGCAGAAAACAAUGGAGGAGCGCCGGCUGAAGGCAAAAACAGCAAAGAAGUCAAAGAAGAGCAAAGAUUUAAAGGUCACCUCCAAGCCGCAGGAUUCAGCAGAAGGAAACAUUGAGACCAAAAACAUCUCUGAGACUCAAUCUACAUUGCUGAAUGGAGAGAGCAGCGGUGCAAACGACAGUGAAUCAGCUCCUGGUCCCUCAACCUCCGGUGAGUGCUCGAAGAUUGUAAAGACCCCCGCGGGACCCUUGACCGGCAGCAAGCGAUCUAUCCAAGACAUGCGGGACAAAUCUGAUACCUACAAAUCGCUGUUUACCUCUCACAGCUCUGCCAAACGCACCAAAGACCAGAUCUCCAACUGGGUCACUCACACGCCCUACCACUUUUAAAUGCAUCCUACCCAGAAGAGUGCGCUCUCUAGUGGGCAGGCUUUGGAUGAGCAGUAAAUGACACCAAACUAUCUAGUGGAUUGAUGCAUUGCUUUCUGCUUAUUUUUAUUUUGCAGCCCAUUUAUAAUUUGAUCUUACUCUGAUAUCUUUUGUUGACAGUGUGCAAACUUAUAUUCCAGUUAGGGACGUCUUAUCUAUAAGAGAGCUUUCCAUGCAUGCUGAACAAUAGUCCUGAAGUGUUUUAUAUUGCUCUACGGCUGUUAUGAAACCUAUGUUAUUAUUUUUUUAUAAUGUUUUUGAUAUUCUGACUUUUACUACUGAUGCUCAUCAGCAGUAAAAGUGCUUUGCAACAAUAUCUUGUUUCAAUACAUGUUUUGUUGUGAGCUUAAUUCAGAUUUAGGCAUGAAGUGUUUCAGUAACUGAAUUGCAUUUAAAACAAAAAAAAAAUGUAAAUGCGUGUUUUUGUUACUUAGGAGCAAUAAUGCAUUUUUAUGAAGUACUGAUGUUACUUUUGAAAGUUCACGAAUAAUGCACUAUUUAUUGUACUUUUAAAUAUGCAUUAUUUGUGAACAGAAUAAAGGUUCAGUUUGGAAGAAUUCAUGACCUAUUUCUGUACAUUUGUAUUAAAGGGGUUCAUGUAAUUCUUCAUGUCUCCACAAGGUGGCAGUAGAGCUCUACAGUCAAGUGCUCCAGAGAUUCAUAAUUAAAUCUUUGGUAGUUAUUUAUUUUCUUUAUCAUUCAUAUUAUCAUUAAUGUACUACAGUCAAGUUACAGAAUAAAAUCUAGAC